AUGUGCAUCAUAUACCUCCUUCUCUCCAUUGCACCUUGUAUGGUCUUCGAUGCUGACUUGGCUCACAACCCGACCUGGAUGGCCGAUAUCCCCGACGAUGUAUUCCUCUCGAGCCUGAGUAUACCGGGUACACAUGACACAAUGACCUACGAGAUAGGAAGCGAGGUUCUGCAGUGUCAGAAUUGGAACCUGACUACCCAACUGGAAGCAGGUAUUCGCUACUUCGACAUCCGCGCUCGUGUACGUGAUGACGAGUUGCAUAUUUACCAUGCCAAUGGCUACACGGGCUUCAGCUUUGAAGAUGUGGUUGGCUAUAUGAACGACUUCCUGGACAGGAACCCUUCUGAGACGAUCAUCAUGCGCCUCAAGCAGGAGGGUAACGGCAUAGGAGACAACAACACUCUGUCAUUCGAAGCCGCCUUCAACAAAUACCCACUCGGGGACCGACUGUACAACUACAGCGCUUCUGACCCUCUGCCAACUCUUGGUAGUCUUCGCUCCAAGAUCUUUGUUCUUCAAAACUUCCCAGCUUGGCGAGGAGGACCAUAUGGCUUGAAGUGGGAAGGCCAUCAAAUGAUCUUAGAAGAUAUAUGGAUCAUUCCUGAUAUCUACCAUCUGUCGGAGAAGUGGACUGCGAUCCGUGAUGCUCUCGAACUCGCUGCAACAGCACCUCUCGACAACAAGGUCCUCUAUUUGGCUCACAUUUCAGCCUCUGUUGGUGUCUUGCCUAUCGAGGCUGCGGCUGGGCCCAUGAACCGAACUGUCACUGGUAUGAACGACAUGACUGGCCAGUGGAUUAAGGAUUUUGAAGAUAACGAAGACACUACCCGAACUGGAAUCGUCAUCAUCGAUUUCCCCGGCAAGAAGUUCAUUGAUGCCAUUCUUCGAUGGAACAAGUCAUAUACAAAGAAGCAGGCAUAG
Messenger RNA from Fusarium musae, 921 nucleotides. RefSeq lists its product as uncharacterized. The record is from RefSeq and is a predicted model, not a curated record. Gene Ontology annotation, biological process: lipid metabolic process. The transcript has 2 exons. Lineage: Eukaryota; Fungi; Ascomycota; Sordariomycetes; Hypocreales; Nectriaceae. Bases 1 to 921 code for a protein of 306 amino acids. Gene Ontology annotation, molecular function: phosphoric diester hydrolase activity.